Molecule: messenger RNA, 1960 nt
Organism: Herpailurus yagouaroundi (jaguarundi)
Lineage: Eukaryota; Metazoa; Chordata; Mammalia; Carnivora; Felidae
Gene: DNAJC1
Product: DnaJ heat shock protein family (Hsp40) member C1
Exons: 12
Coding region: 152-1825 (557 amino acids)
Cellular component (GO): endomembrane system
Source: RefSeq, a predicted model, not a curated record
CCGCUGGGGCGGACCGCCGGGCGGGCUUCUCCGGUGCGGCUGCCCGUGCUUCUGACUGACAGGCACUGUUCCCACAGCCCGUGGAGCCCGCCACGUCCCCGGUCUCGGCCGACGGCACAUUGAGGCGGGUGACCUUUCCAAGCCCAGCGCGAUGACGGCUACCUGCUCCCGGCUGGCCCGGCUUCCUCGGCGCCGCUGGCGUCGGCUUGUGCGGUUCCCGCCGCCGCCGCCACUACUGUUGCUGCUGCUGCUGCUGCUGGCGGCUGUAGGGCCGGCACACGGCUGGGAGAGUGGAGACCUGGAGUUAUUUGACUUGGUGGAGGAGGUGCAGCUCAACUUCUACCAGUUCCUCGGAGUGGAGCAGGAUGCUUCAUCUGCAGACAUUAGAAAAGCAUAUCGUAAGCUUUCACUGACUUUGCAUCCAGACAAGAAUAAAGAUGAAAAUGCAGAAACUCAGUUUAGACAAUUGGUGGCCAUUUAUGAAGUUUUGAAGGAUGAUGAACGAAGGCAGAGGUAUGAUGAUAUUCUGAUCAAUGGACUUCCAGAUUGGCGACAGCCUGUAUUCUACUACAGGCGGGUGAGAAAAAUGAGCAAUGCUGAGCUGGCUUUACUUCUGUUCAUUAUUCUCACAGUGGGUCAUUACGCUGUGGUUUGGUCAAUCUACCUGGAAAAACAACUGGAUGAACUGCUUAGUAGAAAAAAGAGAGAAAAGAAAAAAAAGACAGGCGGCAAGAGUGUGGAUGUGUCAAAACUUGGUGCCUCCGAAAAAAAUGAAAGAUUGGUGAUGAAACCACAGUGGCAUGAUUUGCUUCCAUGCAAGCUGGGAAUUUGGUUUUGCCUUACACUAAAAGCAUUGCCUCAUCUAAUCCAGGAUGCCGGGGAGUUUUAUGCUAAAUAUAAAGAAACAAGAUUGAAGAGAAAGGAAGAUGCAUUGAGUCGGGCUGAACUUGAAACACUUCAAAAACAGAAGAAAGUUAAAGUAAAAAAACCAAAACCUGAAUUUCCUGUAUAUACGCCUUUAGAAAGUGCAUAUAUUCAAUCUUAUGAUCAUGGAACUUCUAUAGAAGAAAUUGAGGAACAAAUGGAUGAUUGGCUGGGAAACAGAAACAAAACACAGAAAAAACAGGCACCUGAAUGGACAGAAGAGGACCUCAGCCAGCUGACAAGAAGUAUGGUUAAGUUCCCAGGAGGGACCCCAGGUCGAUGGGAAAAGAUUGCCCACGAAUUGGGUCGAUCGGUGACAGAUGUGACAACCAAAGCCAAGCAACUGAAGGAUUCAGUUACCUGCUCCCCAGGAAUGGUCAGACUCUCCGAACUCAAGUCAACAGCCCAGAAUCUCCGGCCCACCAGGGCCGCCACGGCCUUGCCAGAUGACAUCAUCACCCAGCGAGAAGAUGCACGGCAGGCCGGGGAGGAAGACAAGGAGGACGAGCAGGAGGAGGAAGAUGACUACGAGCAGGAGGCAGUGCUUCCGGAAAGCCGGCCACGGAGGCGGAGGCCGGCCAGGCCGCCUGAGGCGGCAACAAGGGUGGAGCCCGAGGAGAAGUUCAGAGGAAAGAGGCAGAAGGACUUCGAUAUUUCCGAACAAAACGAAUCCAGUGAUGAGGAGAGCCAGAAGAAAGAGAGAACUCGUGCUGCCGAGGAGCCAUGGACUCAGAGUCAACAGAAGCUUCUGGAAUUAGCAUUACAGCAGUACCCAAAGGGAUCUUCGGACCGCUGGGACAAAAUAGCCAAAUGUGUCCCGUCUAAGAGUAAGGAAGACUGUAUCGCUAGAUACAAGUUGCUGGUUGAACUGGUCCAAAAGAAAAAACAAGCUAAAAGCUGAAUAUUCUGGAAGAUGAUGUUCACCUUCAUUUUCCAAAACGAUUAUUUUAAAAGUCUUAUGCAGAAAUUUGCAUUUUGUACCUCAACCUUUCUAUAUGUCAUGUGCCUUAGUAAAAAAAAAAAAAAAAAAAAAAAA